Messenger RNA from Cyphellophora europaea CBS 101466, 1080 nucleotides. RefSeq lists its product as uncharacterized. Lineage: Eukaryota; Fungi; Ascomycota; Eurotiomycetes; Chaetothyriales; Cyphellophoraceae. The transcript has a single exon. The coding region runs from base 1 to 1080 and encodes 359 amino acids. The record is from RefSeq and is a predicted model, not a curated record.
AUGCCUGGCUAUACCACCCCCGUCCAACGCCUCAUCAAGACCCACUUCACCCGCGAAGCUGUGAAGAAGCAGGACCGUGAGCAACGUGCUCAGCUCUUCUUUGGUCUGCCUGCCGAACUAAAAAUCAAUACCUUCGGCAACCUUUUUAACGGCAUUGAAAGGCCCCUCCCCGGUUGCCGAAUCGGCGGAGCGGGGCCCUACUUCGACUACACUCGACGUCGCACUCGAGAAACCACACAAUUCUUUGUGACGCCCCACGACCGGGCCAUCCUCUCCAGCGGCAGCCGAAGCACCGCCGCAACUUGGCUGGACACAUUCGCAGACUGGUACGACCGCAAUCUGGUCGUGCUGCUGCCGACAACACACCACGAUUGGGACCUCGACGGGGCCCAUGAACAACGAUUUCUCAGCCUCGCGCAGGCUGAAGCACAGGCACAAACGCCGGUGCUGACGCGAGCCUUCUGGCAGCAACUGUGCCCGAAAAUGGCCACGCGGCCAAGAUGGAUUCGACAUCUGGAGGUGCGCGUGAUGCGCGUGGAGCACUGCUGGGCCAUCAUACGGCCGGACCUGGCGGAGCAGGGGGAGAAUGGGAAGGACGCGUUCACGCUGGACAAGGUCCUCCAGCUGGCACCGAAGCUGGAAACACUAUACCUGCGCAUGCACGCGUGGCGGGUCUUCUUCCGCAUGCUGCUCGCGGUGAAACAGGCAGGCAAACGAGGUUGGCGAUGCCAACAGGGACUCAAGCUGAAGUUUGGGGUUAUGUGCGCCAGGGUGCACAAAGUGUGGACCGUGGAUGGCACGCCGGAAGGAAUGGAGGACGUAAUCUCGGACCUUUUGGGUUUUGUGCUGGGGCGUCCGUUGCCAGGUGGUGAGCGGCAUCACUACGACUGGCUCAGGUGCUGGGGGCUCGAGCUCGCCAGGCCAAUGGACGAGGAGUUCAGAGACAGGAUUGUUGGUUGGGUGGACUGUGCAGCGGAGAGAGGGGUGAAGGAGAUCAUGGUGGAGUCUGGGUCGAAGAGUUGGGAAACGGACACGAUCAUGGCUCUGGAUGAUUUUAGUUCGUACGCGGAGGAAUACUAG